AUGGAACAAUACCACUAUUUUGAUAAUAUAGGGGCAAGCUCUUACGAAGGGAUUAUAAUUCCUCAGAAGGUGUAUUACACUAAUGCAGGGCCCUAUCAGGCGAAGAAUCCAGUAAUAUUUCCUGGAAAUCUCACCGUCCAAGAGGCACUCCAAAUGCAGUUCCCUCGAAGCCCAGAGUACGAUGUUCCUGCCGUCACAACAGGCGCAGACGUUCCGAGGUUCAGUAUCCGGCUGAACUCUGUUAUACUCUGGCAACUCGCACGACGGGCGGCUGAAGCAUUCAAAAAGUUCGUCGACGUACGCUCUGUUGUUAUAUCCUCCGGUGCCACUACUGAAACGAGCGACUCUGAGCAGGAGCAUCAGGAUAUGCAUUGCACUGAGCCCUACUGGGACUUGAACCGGAUGCCACUCGACAAGAUUGUCCUAGUCGAACUACGCCACGUCUCUGAAAGCUCCUGGCAACCCGUGCUCAGUCUCAACGUUGACUAG
Molecule: messenger RNA, 489 nt
Organism: Phanerochaete carnosa HHB-10118-sp
Lineage: Eukaryota; Fungi; Basidiomycota; Agaricomycetes; Polyporales; Phanerochaetaceae
Exons: 3
Coding region: 1-489 (162 amino acids)
Source: RefSeq, a predicted model, not a curated record